AUGGAGAGUGAGAGGCCAGGGAUGCUUAUGGCUGAUAGCGGUUAUCCACUCACUACCAGCCUGCUAACUCCGCUUGCUAAUCCCGUAACGCCUGCUGAAGCAAGAUAUAACAACGCGCAGAGCAAGGGAAGGAUGGUUAUCGAGCAGAGUUUUGGAAUCCUGAAAGGAAGGUUUCGAUGUCUCCACAAAACCGGCGGUGUGUUGAGUUACAGUCCCGAAAAGUCGUGUGCAAUUUUUAUGGCAUGUGCCAGGUUGCACAAUAUGUGUUUGGAUUGGGGUCUGACACUGGACGAUGCCCAAGUAGUGGACCCAGGCCAAGAUGCUAUGGAGGCCUGGAUGGGACAACCAGGCUUGCAGGUGCAAGAACUGCGACGACGAGUUGUGAACACUUUUGUGUGAAAUUGAACGUAAUUUGUUUGUUCCAUUUCCUUUAAUUUAAAUAGUUUGUGAUUGCUUUGUGUUAAUACAUGAUGCAAAGUAUAAUACAAAUGAAUGUGUGCACUUACUAAGUGAUGUAAAAGUAAACAACAAAUAUACAGUAUUGUGACCUUUACCUGGAAGUUAUUGGUUGCAAAUGGACUAAACAUGUUGCCCUGAUUA
This is a messenger RNA of Mya arenaria, 600 nucleotides long. RefSeq names its product putative nuclease HARBI1. The record is from RefSeq and is a predicted model, not a curated record. Lineage: Eukaryota; Metazoa; Mollusca; Bivalvia; Myida; Myidae. The transcript is spliced from 2 exons. Bases 1 to 399 code for a protein of 132 amino acids.